ACGGGGCCUCCCAGGGUGCCUAGGCCGGCGGGGCCCGCCCCUCGGAGGCGCUUCGAGGGCCCUGGGCGGAGGGAGGGCCUGGGAAGGGUUCUCUCAGCCGAGCGUUGAGUGCCCAGAAGUGUUUGUCGAAUGCAAGAGAGCUUGUCCCCACAUCUCGAGGACAGCAUCAGCCAUUGAAGGCCUUCGAGCUCACAGACCUAGGUUAGGUUUGGCUUUCGUAUAGGUCGCUGCGCCGCAGAGUGGACGUGGAAGGAGAGAACCCUUACCAUGUUCACCAAGCAUCUGCCACUUCCCAGGCACUGCACUAACGGCUGAGAGGACUGCAGUGAGCAAGGCUCAGUUCCUGCUAAUGCAAAGGCAUUACAGUCAACUCCUGUGCACACCUUUGAACUCAGUGCGAGGUCUGCCCAGUAAACACCGACAAGAUCAUCUAGCUGGGCCUCUACAACUGAGAGCCAAUGGCAGGGGAUAGAACCCAACCAUGUGAGCUGGACCAAGAGAAAUACGAUGCUGAUGACAACGUGAAGAUCAUCUGCCUAGGGGACAGUGCAGUGGGCAAGUCCAAACUCAUGGAGAGAUUUCUCAUGAAUGGAUUCCAGCCACAGCAGCUGUCCACAUAUGCUCUGACUCUGUACAAGCACACGGCCACCGUGGAUGGCAAGACCAUUCUCGUGGACUUUUGGGACACAGCAGGCCAGGAGCGCUUCCAGAGCAUGCAUGCCUCCUACUACCACAAGGCCCACGCCUGCAUCAUGGUGUUUGAUGUGCAGAGGAAAGUCACCUAUAAAAACCUGAGUACCUGGUAUGCAGAGCUUCGGGAAUUCAGGCCAGAGAUCCCAUGCAUCGUGGUAGCCAACAAAAUUGAUGCAGAUAUAAAUGUGACCCAAAAAAGCUUCAAUUUUGCCAGGAAGUUCUCUCUGCCCCUGUACUUUGUUUCAGCUGCUGAUGGUACCAAUGUCGUGAAGCUCUUCAAUGAUGCAAUUCGAUUAGCUGUAUCUUACAAACAGAAUUCCCAGGACUUCAUGGACGAGGUUUUGCAGGAGCUUGAGAACUUCAAGUUGGAGCAGAAAGAGGAGGAUGCACCUGACCAAGACCAGAGUAGCAGGAUCGAAAACCCAUCCCCCUCCUGACCAGAGGGCUGCCUCUCAUGGCUGACUUGGGGAUGUGUGGGGGAGCCUUUGAAAAUACCCCUUCAGCUCUGAAUAGAAAAUCUCCUGGCCACCCCUGCUCAGCCUCCCAUAAACUCGCCCUAUAACAUAGGAUGAGAUUAGCAAUAGCAUCCUGGACAGGUAGGAGGUCCCCCAGACCUGCUUGCAACAGAAUUGGGGAUUGGUGUCUUUCAUACCUCCCAUCCCACCCUGAGCCGGCCAGUGGAAGGAACCAGAAAACAUAAUUGUGUGUCUCUUCACAGUAAACACACAUUUAGGUGUUUCUUGUUUUUUGUUUUUUCUUCCCCAAAUUGACCUCAGGGAAUGUACCUUGCAUUUCUUACAAGAGAAUGAUUGCUAUUCCCUGAUUACCCCAGGCCCCCACUGCAAAUGUGUAAGGCCUUGUCCUUUUUCCCCUCUAGUCUCCUCAGUCAACUUUUUAAAAGAUGUGUUUGAACAGACAGCUAUUCAUUCCAAGUUUUUGAGCACCUAAAAAUUUCAGGAGCUCUUGUAGGUCAGGCCAAAAUCACAGGAACAGGUUUGCCAUUAAAAUUAAAUGAUAGCAGGUAACAAGUCUAGCCAUACUUGGUCAUAUAAAUACACAAAGGAAAGUAAACAGUACUGGCUGUAAACAGCCAGACCAUGAGAAUACCUAUUUUGAUUAUAAGAAAGCAACUUUCAGAACUGCUCCCUUCGAAGCCUGUCUAUCAGCUUGGGAGUUAUUCCUUCAUUUCUCCAGGACAAAUGAGAUCUUGUGCCUCCCAGGGGUGGCCGAGGACUGCAGAGGAAGAGCUGUUCAGCUGCCUUUGAGCCAUACCCGUGUCCAAGGCUUGCUAGUGUGCUUUUAGGAUCAUCUUGGGCAUCAUUUGCAUUGGGGUCUUUAAUUUAUUGUCUGUAUUAUUUCUGUUUUUACAUUAAAGAUUGAAUUACCAAAAAAAAGUA
Ictidomys tridecemlineatus (thirteen-lined ground squirrel) is the source of this 2090-nucleotide messenger RNA. NCBI's taxonomy places the organism in Eukaryota, Metazoa, Chordata, Mammalia, Rodentia, Sciuridae. The record is from RefSeq and is a predicted model, not a curated record.